Molecule: messenger RNA, 729 nt
Organism: Lodderomyces theae
Lineage: Eukaryota; Fungi; Ascomycota; Pichiomycetes; Serinales; Debaryomycetaceae
Exons: 1
Coding region: 1-729 (242 amino acids)
Biological process (GO): chromosome segregation
Cellular component (GO): Ndc80 complex
Source: RefSeq, a predicted model, not a curated record
AUGACGACUGAAAACAAGAUUGACCUGGCAUGUGAGGGACUUCAAAACCGGUUCAUGGAGUUUGAUUCUUUGAAAGUGGAAUUGGACCAGUUCUUAGAGGGUUUGGACAACGCACUAACGAAUAAACAAGCCGACUUUUCUCAUCAAAAGCAUGUACACCAGCAACAAACGAUUGAACGAAAGGGUGUUAAUGAUCAACUACGCAAACAAAUUAGUAAUUUGUCAUCCAAGGAGACCUCCAAGCAGCAACAAGUGACAGACGCAAUGAGGAGCUUAAAAGAAAAUGAGGAGAAAGUUGUCAAAGAUAAUCAAGAAAGGAACCAGCUACAGGAAGCGGUCAAGGAGGUGGAGGACGAGAUCAAGAAACUAAAUCAACAGGCUGCAAAGAUACACGAUGAGCUAAGGUCUUCCAAUGAAGCGUUUGAGGAGCGCAUGCAAUCGCAUCUUGAAGUAGAGUUGGUCUAUGGAUUAUUCACCGGGUUGAGAAUUGAACCUAUAGACGAUACUCAAAUUAAACUUGGGUUUUUCAAUCUUGAUCCAAACAACCUUGAGCGUAAUUUUUCUGUGGUUGUUGAUGUCGCUGGUGAAAAUUAUCAAAUUGGGGAGACGAAUCCGCCACUAUCGCGUGAGUUUUUGGAAAAUGCGCAAUUGGAAUUGAAUCGGCAUGGACGGUUGUCUCGGUUUUUGAAACAGGUUUGGAGCCAGUUCGAUUUGCUUGCUAGUCGCUGA